UGCAGGGAGCCUGAACGCUUCUGAGAUGAACAGGUCUUUUCUGCUGGUCUUGUGUCUAGUGACACUGUCUAAUGUACAGCUGGGACAGUCUCAAUGUGAUGUUGUGAGGAUUGCUGCAGCUGUGUAUGAAGUUGUAGGACCAGCUUUGGAGACUAUGCAGAAAGACAUGAAGAAUAUUAAGUCUGACAUGAAGAAUAUGAAGUCUGACAUGGCAAGCCUCAGCCAAAAGGUUGAUAAUUUCACACAAGAAGUUGAGAAUCUUGACACCAGACUGGGUUCUCUGAAUGAAUCAAUGAGAGAUGAUUUCAGUGGUGUUGAGAGAGGGUUAAAUGGUCUCAAUAGCACAGCCAACAUGAUAUGUGACAAGAUCAAAGAUCUUCCUGUUUACACAUGUGGAGGAACAUGGGGUUGGAGACGUGCAGUCUACCUGGAUAUGACAGACCCCAACACCAACUGUCCCUCUGGCUGGCAGCUCACUGGAUACUCCAAGAGAACUUGUGGCAGAGUUAGUAUUGGAUCUUUUACCUGUGACUCAGUCUUCUUCCCUGUCAGUGGAGGACCAUACAGUCAGGCGUGUGGUAGGAUCAGAGCCUACCAGUAUGGACUGCCUGAAGCCUUCUUGGGGUAUGGUGGACAAACUACAAUUGACAGUGCCUAUGUCAGUGGUGUGGCUGUAAUGCAUGGUAGUCCUCGACAACACAUCUGGACAUUUGCAGCUGGUGCAUGGGAGAAUGGUACAGCAUCAGGAGCCUAUAACUGUCCCUGUGACAUUAGUGCUAAUAAUAUACCCAUCCCAGCAUUUGUAGGGGAAGAUUUCUUCUGUGAGUCAGGGUAUGUGUAUCCUGGGUAUCGCAACACCACAGACUGGUACAGACUCCACUCCGAUGACACUCUCUGGGAUGGUGAAGACUGUCACUCCACCAGUACAUGUUGCUCUUUCCACAAUUCUCCAUAUUUCACCAAAACCCUCAACCAGACAACUACCGAUGACCUCGAACUGAGAAUGUGUUCAUAUUAUCCCAAUAGAAACGAGAUCAUAGCAGUGGAACUAGUUGACUUGUAUGUAAAGUAGCUAAAAAUAUAUUCGAAGUCCAUAAUGGACUAUUGUACCAAUACAAACUGGACUAUAUAGUGUUUCUGGAAACUAGUGU
Geodia barretti is the source of this 1151-nucleotide messenger RNA. Lineage: Eukaryota; Metazoa; Porifera; Demospongiae; Tetractinellida; Geodiidae. The record is from the annotation of a GenBank genome assembly.